AUGGAAUCUCGUGAUUUGUUACCUUCUUCUUCCCCCUCCACCAACAACCGCGACGCUCCUUCCGCCGCCGCCGAAGUUGACGACGGCCUUUUCGCUCUCGCCAAAGACGCUGCUAUGCAUUAUCAAUCUGGCAAGUUUGGUGAAUGUGUCGAGGUCAUGAAUCAGCUCUUGCAAAAGAAGCCUAACGAUCCGAAGGUCCUUCAUAAUAUAGCAAUUGCAGAAUUCUUUCGAGAUGGUUGUUCAGAUCCCAAAAAGUUGCUUGAAGUAAUUUACAGCAUCAAGUUCAUUCAGAGAAAAUACGACGAGCUUACCCUGACUUCUGGGGAUCAAGGAGAGCCAGUUAACAACGUCGCAAAUAAAGUUGCUUUUGGAUCCAAAGGAAGCAAUAACACUGACACGAUGCAUCCAGAUGAAUUUGAAUCUACUGCCGCAGCACUAAAUAUCGCCAUCAUCUGGUUUCAUCUUCAUGACUAUGCAAAGACGGUAUCAGUUUUGGAACCCCUAUUUCAAAGGAUUGACCCCAUAACGGACUCAACAGCUCUACAUAUUUGCCUCCUGCUGCUUGAUGCUAGCCUUGCUUGCCAUGAUGCAUCAAAAUCAGCUGAUGUGUUGACUUAUCUGGAGAAGCUAUUUAGUGGUGGUACUGCGAGUCAAGGCGACUAUGGGAAUACAGCACAGCAACAAUCUGCAAAUCUAACCUCUAAAACGUUGUCUGAAGAUGGGCUUGAUUAUGAAGCCAUGAUUUUGGAUAUGGGUGGACAAAAUUUAACUAGGCCAACAGGCCCGUCUUCAAAUGUUCUUUCUAGAGCUUUGGUUGACAGGAACCUGAAGAUAGCAAAAAGAGAAGUCAAGCUGGCUAUGAACAUUGCACGUGGACGAGAUUCAUCCAGGGCUCUGCUUUUGAAAUCUCAGCUUGAAUAUGCUCGUGGUAACCACCGCAAGGCCAUAAAGCUAUUGAUGGCAUCAAGUAAUAAUAGGACGGACACAGAAUUUUCAAGCUUAUUUAACAACAAUCUUGGGUGCAUUUAUUAUCAGCUUGGGAAAUACCAGACGUCCUCAAUUUUCUUCUCAAAAGCAUUAACUAAUUGUUCGUCCUUGAGAAAGGAGCAGCAGAUAAAGCUGACCACUUUCUCGCAGGAUAUUUCUCUCCUUAUAAUUUAUAAUUGUGGUAUGCAGCACUUGGCUUGUGGAAAGCCAAUACUUGCAGCUCGGUGUUUUCAGAAGGCAAGCGUAGUCUUCUACAAACAGCCUCUCUUGUGGCUCCGACUCUCAGAAUGCUGUCUGAUGGCUUUAGAAAAGGGCCUGAUCAAAUCAUGUCGGGUUCCUUCAGAGAAGUUGGAGGUUGGAGCUUGUGUUGUUGGGUUGGAAAAAUGGAGGCAACUUGUUGUGAAAGAUCAAAUUCCAGGUAAUGGGCACUUGGAAUCAUCCAGAGGGAAUGAACGUUGUCCAAGUGAAGAUGGGUGUCUGAAGUUAUCCAUGUCCCUUGCUCGACAGUGUCUCUUGAAUGCUCUUCACUUGCUGGACUCGUACAGUACAAAUCGUUUGAAAUCUGGUUUGCCCUCUAAUUCUUCUGUGGAGAACGAUACAAGUGAAGUGUUGCCUUCAAAGAAUUCAAGUCGUAAAAACUCGCAUGUAAUUGAUUCAAAGGCAUUUUCAGGAGCAAUAGGUUUAGGUCAGGUAAAUUCUAAUGGGGACACAAAAGAACAGAAGGGAGGAGCUAGUCAGGAACUCUUUCAGAACUCCCUAUCGUAUUAUGAAGAUGUCUGUAGAAGAGAUAAUCAAUUGGUUAAGCAAGCUGUUCUUGCUAAUUUAGCUUAUGUGGAGCUAGAAUUGGACAAUCCCGUAAAGGCACUAGCAGCUGCAAAAUCUCUCUUUGAACUUCCAGAAUGUUCCAGAAUUUACCUUUUUUUAGGCCAUGUUUAUGCGGCAGAGGCUCUUUGCUUACUGAACAGACCAAAGGAAGCUGCUGAGUACUUAUCAUAUUAUUUGUCUGGAGGAAACAAUGUUGAAUUGCCAUUCAGCCAAGAGGACUGUGAGAAAUUGCAAGUAGAGAGGACUGUUGAAUUUGAAGAGGUAAAUGUUGGAUCCACUGCUGCCAAGAGUUCUCUUCAGGAUACGCAAAGUAUUGUUUUCCUCAAGCCUGAGGAGGCACAGGCAGCAAUUUAUGCAAACUUUGCUGUAAUGUCUGCAAUGCAAGGGGAAUUUGAGAAAGCCAGUAUGUUGGUUACCCAGGCAUUGUCCAUAUUGCCCAACAGUCCAGAAGCUACACUCACCGCAGUUUAUGUGGAUCUCUUGCUUGGUAAGCAACAGGAAGCUCUAGCCAAGCUAAAAAGUUGUAGCCGUAUUAGGUUCCUGCCCAGCGGAAUAACAUUAAAUAAAUCUUCAUGA
Vicia faba (fava bean) is the source of this 2388-nucleotide messenger RNA. Lineage: Eukaryota; Viridiplantae; Streptophyta; Magnoliopsida; Fabales; Fabaceae. The record is from the annotation of a GenBank genome assembly.